Rodentolepis nana is the source of this 1938-nucleotide messenger RNA. Lineage: Eukaryota; Metazoa; Platyhelminthes; Cestoda; Cyclophyllidea; Hymenolepididae. The record is from the annotation of a GenBank genome assembly.
AUGAAAAAAAUAAUCAGUCCAAGUGGAUGUGAUGUACUAGACCCAUUAAAAAUACGUUUUCAUAGAUCCCAAACGUUACAUUAUAAAAACGGCUACAGAGUGCCUGAUCCAUAUCCAACAGUAGGCAUAGGUGGUUAUCCGCUCAAAGAAAAUCAGUUAACAGAAGACGAACUGGAAGAAAUAAUUAACUAUCACCCUAUUUUAACUUAUACGCGCACAAGUCCAGUUCCUGUUCAAGAGUUCAUUCCUAGUCAUGUUGCACUAGAUAAAAAAUUACUACGGUUCUAUGGACAUUUUAAGGAGACUGUUCCUAAUUCUCCAAAUGAGCGUGAACGGAUUCGAAAAGUUACUAUUUGCUAUUACCUAGAAGAUGAUACUAUGCAUAUUUAUGAACCAAUUCAGUUAAAUAGUGGUUUAAUACAAGGAUGGAUACUAAAAAGGCAAAAGAUUCCAAAAAAUGAUGUUGGUGAAUUUUACACUUGGAAGGACCUUAAUGUUAAUAUAGACAUUCCCAUUUAUGGUAGAACCUAUCAUUUAUCAAGCUGUGACGUAUUCACAAAAGAUUUCUUUGAAAGUGAAGGAAUGGUUUUAAAUGAAUUUGAUCCAUCAGAAGAUGUAAAUGACUCAAAAUGUAUGGGACUUAUCAAGAGCGCAUCUAAUUGCUUUGAAUUGAAAUCGAGGAGGAAGUUUUAUGAAGCGGAUCGUCAAGUACUGCGCUUUUAUGCAGUAUGGGAUGAUCGAAGGGAAAUGUUCGGUGAUCUACGCAAGUUGGCCAUUCUAUAUUACCUAACUGAUGGUACGAUGGAGGUAAUCGAAUUUCAUUCACCCAAUGAUGGUCGAGAUCCUUGCCCCACACUAAUUCGAAGACAUAAAAUCCCUAAAGACCGCGACGACAUUCCCGAGACGUUUCCAUCUGUCUGCAUGGAAUUAUCAGACAAAGAAGUGAAAGAUUUCUACUGUCCAAAUGACUUAAUGGUCGGCAAAACUGUCGUUAUAUAUGGAAGAGCUUUUCUACUCUAUGACUGUGAUGAUUUCACCAGAGCCUGGUAUAACAUGAAUUUUGGGAUCACCGAUUUUCAACCAAUAGAUAUUGGGCAAAAGGUGAGCGUGGCCUCGGCACUUUAUCUUGACCAGUAUUUUCGAAAUCCCCUAGAACCAACAGAAAAAAUAUCCUGUAGGUCAACGAAAUUCAAACACUUUAAUCCGAAUGAAGGUUGUGAAAAAUCUUUACGUUACGGUGCAAAACUAGUUGGUGCUCCUCAAAAUGACAACUCCCGUAAAUUCAUAAUUACCUACCGCUUAGUAGACGAUAUGAUACAAAUUUGGGAAACUCCAGUCAAAAAUUCUGGAGUCUUGAAACCGGAAAGCGACAAAGAAAAGCCAGAAUACUAUGGUCCGAGGGACUUCUAUAUUGGCGCCGUAAUUGAUAUAUUUGGAACGCAUUUUAUUAUAACCGAAGUGGAUAAAUAUGUGUUAAAAUAUGCGGAAUCGCACAGAGAUAUUUUCUCUGACGACCUGAUUGAAAAUCUCUCCUCUGGCGCGAGGUUGGCUGCAGAUCCCAAAGGCAAUAAUGGUAGCAGGAUCUGCAAAAGAAGCACUGCAGCAAAUAUUCAGAGAUCACCGGGAGACGUUGACCAAAUAGUUGACGAAAUGUCGGUACAGUUUAGAAAGUUGGGCAUUACCGACGAGAGAAGUUUGGGAGCCCUCUUCUUGAAGUAUAACAAGGGCCGAGUUGGUCACGUGGAUGUUAAUGGUCUGAGGGGCCUUUGCAGAAAAUUCCAGUUUCCAGAAGACGAGGAUAUUUUGAAUCGAUUCUUGGACCGAUACGGUACUGAUGGUCAGAUGACACACCAAGAGUUCCUAGCCUUUAUCUUGAACAAAGAGAAGCCAAAAAUCAACACUGCCGAUGCUUGUGUUAACUCCAAAUGCUGUGUUUGA